AUGUCUACAGCGGAGCAUAACUACGACAUCCACGACAAAGAGAUGUUAGCGAUUAUCCGAGCCUUCCAGGAAUGGAGGCCAGAGCUGCUUAGAUUGCGGCAGAAGGAGCGUUUUGAGGUCUUAUCGGAUCACUGGGCUCUGGAGUACUUUAUAACCACGAAGGCAUUAAGCGCUAGGCAGGUACGGUGGUAUGAGUUCAUACAAGAGUUCUAUUUUGCGUUGAAAUAUCGACCUGGAAGAGCGAACAUGUUGGCUGACACGCUUACUCGACGGAAGGAUGACGGAGCAUGGAAUCUUAACCAUCGGAACUUGACUAUGUUACCCCAAGAGGUUCUCGACAAACAGAUUGUAUCAGAACUAGCGUUUAUGGACCUGCAAGGUGCCGUGACGGACCGAAAUGUGAUUGACCGAGUGCUUGAGGCCAAUAAGAGAGUUGCGGCUACUACAGAAGCAUAA
Talaromyces marneffei is the source of this 456-nucleotide messenger RNA. RefSeq lists its product as uncharacterized. Bases 1 to 456 code for a protein of 151 amino acids. The record is from RefSeq and is a predicted model, not a curated record. Lineage: Eukaryota; Fungi; Ascomycota; Eurotiomycetes; Eurotiales; Trichocomaceae. The transcript has a single exon.